Biomphalaria glabrata is the source of this 1148-nucleotide messenger RNA. RefSeq names its product trypsin-2-like. NCBI's taxonomy places the organism in Eukaryota, Metazoa, Mollusca, Gastropoda, Planorbidae. The coding region runs from base 86 to 937 and encodes 283 amino acids. The transcript has 7 exons. The record is from RefSeq and is a predicted model, not a curated record. Gene Ontology annotation, molecular function: serine-type endopeptidase activity. Gene Ontology annotation, biological process: proteolysis.
CAUGAAAAUAGUAGAUUAUCUAUAGGCUGAUUUACUUCUGAAACAAGUUUAAAGUGUCGGAUUCUUGGGAGAUACACGAUCUAAAAUGUCUUCAGCUGCCAAUUGUGUGUUGCUAGCGUCUUUGUGCAUGUUCGGAACAGCGGCCUUUAGCCUAAAUGCACGGGCGGCUCUGCGCCCACGUAUUUUAGGAGGGCUUGAGGUCUCGAACCGCUGCAAGGCACCUUACAACUCGAUUGUGGCUCUGGAGUUUAUGUCAGGGGCGUCCCCGGUGGCCUUCUGCUCAGGACACAUACUGAACACUCGGAUCGUAGUGACCACAGCCUACUGCGUAGAAAAUCUGAGGAUGCUGGGACAAGCUGGUCUCCCAGUGUUCGCUGUGGCUGGUGAAAGAGAUUUAAUGGGCACUGACAGUGAGGAACAGAAGAUACCAGUAGCCAAUUAUAAGGCACACCCAUUAUAUAAUGACACAACUCUAGACAACAAUAUUGGCCUUCUGCAACUUGCCAUACCGGUCACGUUUGGAGCGUGCGUUCAGCCAUAUUCAAAAUAUGAGGAGGACCCCAACGCUUGCACUGACAUAGACAAGAGCUGCUUCAUGGUAGGAUGGGGGGCGUACACAGAGAGCUCCGCCUAUUUGAACUCGGCCAGACUAAGAGCGGCCGAUAUGGUGGUGUACGGUGAUUUUGUCUCAAGGAUAUUGACCUCAUCGCAACUACCAGCAGGUACCCUUGUAGUUGAGGGCGCCAAUAUCAAGAACAAAGCCUGUAUUUUUGAUUGGGGUGACCUGAUCGCUUGUAAGAGGAACAACAAGUAUGUGUUGCGGGGCUUGCUGUCCAGGUACAACUGCAUGACGCCAGACGUGCCAAUGUUGAUGACCGACGUUACGCUGUACGAUCUCUGGAUGACCCGCUGUGUCCAAGACUGGACCUCUUGUUAAAGUUGACCAUUGAGGGAAAAAACGACAACAACAAACAUGAAUGGGAACAACUUUUAUUAAGAUAUUGUUGACACAUGGAAUGAAACCGAGUCUCAAUAUAAACCAAAGAUAAAAUCAUUGAACGGGAUGAGAGGGGGGGGGGAUAGUUUUAUUAAUAGAUAUGUAAAAGUCUGAUCUUUGAUAUGAAUAAAAAUAAAUAGAAAAAUCUUUU